Molecule: messenger RNA, 2977 nt
Organism: Myotis brandtii (Brandt's bat)
Lineage: Eukaryota; Metazoa; Chordata; Mammalia; Chiroptera; Vespertilionidae
Gene: ATG16L2
Product: autophagy related 16-like 2
Exons: 18
Biological process (GO): negative stranded viral RNA replication; autophagosome assembly
Cellular component (GO): autophagosome membrane
Molecular function (GO): protein binding
Source: RefSeq, a predicted model, not a curated record
CGCCACAUCGUGCGGCAGCUGCGCCAGCGGGACCGCACGCAGAAGGCGCUCUUCCUGGAGCUGGUGCCGGCCUAUAACCAUCUCCUAGAGAAGGCUGAACUGCUGGCCCGGUUCUCAGACAAGCUGCAGCCAGAGCCAAACGAUGUCACUCCGGUCCCCCACCAGGGCCCUUGGGAGGAGGAGUCGUGGUCUAACUCAGACCAAGUCCCAUCACCAGACAUUCUGAGGGUGAAAUGGCAAGAGGAGAAGGAGGGACUUCGGCUGGUCUGUGGUGAGAUGGCCUACCAGGUGGUGGAAAAGACCGCAGCCCUGGGCGCCCUGGAGUCCGAGCUGGAGGAGCGGCAGGGCAGCGCGGCCGCCGAGCGCAACCUGCGCAACGAGCGCCGCGAGAGGGCCAAGCAGGCGCUGGUGUCCCAGGAGCUGAAGAAGGCUGCCAAGCGGACAGUGAGCAUUAGCGAGAACCCAGACACCUCAGGCAAUGGGACCAGGGAGAAGGCUGAGAUGACUCUCACUCUGCCUGCCGAGCCUGAGUUUCUGGAGAGUGAGGCUGGUGAGAAGUUGAAGAGGCCCUUCAGGUCGGCCUCCGCCACCUCCCUGACGCUGUCCCGCUGUGUGGAUGUGGUGAAGGGGCUUCUGCAUUUCAAGAAGAGAGGACACUCAAUUGGGGGACCCUCCGUGCAGCAGUAUCAGAGGAUCCCUGUGUGCGUGGCUGCCCGACUUCCUACCUGGGCUCAGGAUGUGCUGGAUGCCCACCUUUCUGAGAUCAAUGCAGUUCGUUUUGGUCCCAAUAGCAGCCUCCUGGCCACUGGAGGGGCUGACCGCCUCAUUCACCUCUGGAAUGUUGUGGGAGGUCGCCUGGAGGCCAACCAAACUCUUGAAGGAGCUGGUAGCAGCAUCACCAGUGUGGACUUCGACCCCUCGGGCUCCCAGGUAUUGGCAGCUACUUACAGUCAGGCUGCUCAGCUCUGGAAGGUGGGAGAGGCACAGUCCAAGGAGACACUAUCUGGACACACAGACAAGGUGACGGCUGCUAAAUUCAAGCUAACGAGGCACCAGGCGGUGACUGGGAGCCGAGACCGGACAGUGAAGGAGUGGGACCUUGACCGUGCCUACUGCUCGAGGACCAUCAAUGUCCUUUCCUACUGCAACGACGUGGUGUGUGGGGACCAUGUCAUCAUUAGUGGCCACAAUGACCAGAAGAUCCGGUUCUGGGACAGCAGGGGGCCCCACUGCACACAGGUCAUCCCUGUGCAGGGCCGGGUCACCUCCCUGAGCCUCAGCCACGAUCAGCUGCAUCUGCUCAGCUGUUCCCGUGACAACACACUCAAGGUCAUCGACCUGCGUGUCAGCAAUAUCCGCCAGGUGUUCAGAGCUGAUGGCUUCAAGUGCGGUUCUGACUGGACCAAAGCCGUGUUCAGCCCAGACAGAAGCUUUGCACUGGCCGGUUCCUGGGACGGAGCCCUGUAUAUCUGGGAUGUAGACACUGGGAAAUUGGAGAGUAGCCUACGGGGACCCCACUGCACUGCCGUCAAUGCCGUGGCCUGGUGCUGCUGUGGGAACCACGUGGUGAGCGUGGACCAGGCUGGGAAGGUUGUGCUCUGGCACUAGUGCCGUGACUUCCCUUGCCUGGGCUGGAGCUCUCAUCCGAAGCCUGAAGCCAGAGAACAGCUUCCCCCUUCACUGAGCUCCAGGGCCAGUGGGCCAGUGAGGUGUGGGCAGGGUGGGUGGUCUCAGGGCAUUUAGUAGGGAAGAAGGCCUGGCAGGACCUGGCCUGUUUGUUUAAAAACGAAGUGUGGGUUGGGGGUGAUUACAGUACAUUUUGUUUAACUCUGUCUCUUUACUUUCUCUGCCAAAAGUGGAAAAAAAUUACAUCUAAACUGGUGUCAGCUUGCCUCUUUGCAGCACUCAGGGAACAGAGAGGCCUUUGGGCUGGUGGCUCCAGGAGAUCCAGGCUUGGCCCCCUUUCCUCCUUGGGCACAGAACUGGGCAGAGCUGGCCUGGCCUCCGUGCUACUCAAGUCUGAGAGGAGACACGCAUGAGAAAGGCCAGAGGCAGCAAAGGGCAGUGAUUCUUGGAGCCAUGGGAACUUCACCCUUUGUCCACGCUGGUCCCGAGGCCGAGCCAACACCUUGGGCCUACUCAGAGUAGACUGAGGCUGAGAAGGGGCCGUGGGAGUCCGAGGAGGGAGGAGGGGAGGCAGCCGGGAAGGGCCCUGGUGGAAAGGGUCCUAACGAAUUGGAGAGUGAUGGCAAGUGCUUGGGACACAGGCCUGCCCUUAGACCAGGCAAGUUCUUGCUCCAGAGGCAGAGCCCGAGUGGGUGGGGAAUGGCCUGUGUGUCUGGGAGGGUAGCAGUGGACUGGGUUUGGGCCUGGGCCGUCGCUUACAUCGGCAUCUGAUUUAAUCUUCACAAUAUACUGCCGAAGUGCAAGGCAGACCCAACAGGGUAGAGCCUGGGGACCCCCUUUCCUUCAUCCUCCUGGGGCACGGCGGAGGGGUCAGCAGGACGGCCAUUGUCCGGAGCGAUGAGGACUGACCUGUGGGGAUCUGCCCAGCUCAGAGUCAGAGGCUUCACUCUAGAACCUAAGCCUCCUUUGUCAUCUUAGUUUCCCUUGGGGUCUUUUCCAGUCCCAGGGUUUUGGAAACCAUUUCCAGAAUGGACAGCAGAGAGCUAAGAGCCUGGACUCUAGCCCGACUGUCUGGGUGGGAAUCUCAGCUCCGCUAUUUAGCAGCUGAAUGAUUUUGAGCAAGUUAUCGUCUUUGUGCCUUAGUUUCCUUCUCUGUAAAAUGGGAUGAUAGUGUACACCUCAAGGAUUGUUGUAAGGCCCCAUUGUGCUAGUACUAGUAUUUGUAGAGCUCCUGGCAUAUGCCAAAGACUGUGUGUUGGUUAAAUAUCCAAAUCUGCUGACUCCCAGAUCACUCACUGCUCUUGGCCACCCAGCUGUCCCCUGAACUCUAGGUGAGAUACCCAGCUGCCUC